GUGCUGCUGGGUCGUACAGAGGAGGGGGGUUGUUUAGGAAGACGGGGGUAAACCGUCUGUCUCUGAUUAUCUGGUUUAGGCUCUUCUCCUUCAACAUGCGACAUUUACAGCAAGAAUGAAGAGUCUUCAUCAUCCCUGUGACCUAGCGGUUUACUGCCCUGUUACUAGCUUGUUCAAAGAGUACACCUCCAUCUGAAUAAACGAGCAGACAUGGCGGAACAGGACGUUUGCCCUCAUCUGGACUGCAUCGGAGACGUGACCAAAGAUGACCUUCUUCAAAAAUCUAAGGGUACUUGCCAGUCAUGUGGAGCAGGAGGCCCUAAUCUGUGGGCCUGUCUACAGAGUGACUGCUCUUAUGUUGGAUGUGGUGAAUCCUAUUCUGAUCACAGCACUCUUCAUGCUCAGGCAAAGAAACACAACCUCACAGUGAACCUGACAACAUUCAGAAUUUGGUGUUAUGUGUGUGAACGGGAGGUAUUUCUGGAGCAGAGACCUGCUUUGGUGCCAGUGGUCCCUCAUCACUGUAAAACUUCAGAACAGGAUUCAGUACCUCAGCCAACUGCACAUCCACUGAAAGCUGUGCCAAUUGCAGUGGCAGAAGAAGAAGGUUCAGAAUCAGAGGAGGAUGAGCUUAAACCCAGAGGUCUUACAGGAAUGAAAAACAUUGGAAACACUUGUUAUAUGAAUGCAGCCCUCCAAGCUCUGUCAAACUGUCCACCCCUCACACAGUUUUUCUUGGACUGCAGUGGUUUAGUGCGCACUGAUAAGAAGCCAGCUCUUUGCAAGAGCUACCAAAAACUAAUCUCAGACCUUUGGCAUAAAAAACGGCCCAGUUAUGUUGUACCUACAAGUCUCUCUCAUGGAAUCAAAUUAGUAAAUCCCAUGUUUCGUGGCUAUGCUCAGCAGGAUACUCAAGAGUUUCUGCGCUGCCUCAUGGACCAGCUGCAUGAGGAGCUGAAGGAGCCACUAACAGAGUGCACUCUGAGUGGAGAUGGCUUUGAUGUUGAUGACAGACGAGAUGGAGACCGCUCCCCAUCGGAGGAUGAGUUCCUGUCAUGUGACUCCGGCUCAAGCAGUGACCGGGGUGAGGCUGGAGCCACUGGUGAAGGAGAACUGCUCUUACAUGAUGAGUGUGAUGGUGUAAGGUCACCUGCAAGGCCAAAUGAAUCCAGUCCAACUGGUGUAAUCUCGGAGAAGGAGAAGUUAAAAGAAAGAAGAGUGUCAGGGUCGCCGCUUCGUGGAGGCUCUCAGGAAAUGGAUGAAGAUGCAGAUGUUGAUACGGCAGCUGAAGAAGACACUCCUGAAAGAUUGGAGACUGAAGAGGUGCUCACAACCCCAAUCACGGAGGUCCAAACUCUAGAAAACAACCAAAUAUCAAAUACCGCACAGGGGCAGAGCCAGAGUAGCAACACCUCUGAGCCAGACAAUGAAGCCAGAAUGACACAGCCACAGUCCAUCCCCUGCACCCCUGUGCGCACCCUUCAGGAGCUGCACCCUAAGCUGUCCUGUAGUCCCCCUCGUUCUAGUCCCCUUCGCUCUGCAGGACCUUCAUAUUCAUUCAAAAAAGCCCCACUGCUGCUUAGUUCCAGGAAAAAGAAACAGUCCCACUAUCGUAGUGUGAUCUCUGACAUUUUUGAUGGCUCCAUCCUAAGUCUGGUCCAGUGUCUAACCUGCGACAGGCUCUCUUCAACGGUGGAAACCUUCCAGGACCUCUCUCUUCCAAUUCCCAGCAAAGAGGACUUGGCCAAACUCCACUCUUCCAUUCAUCAGAAUCUGCCAGUGAAAACUGGUGUGUGUCCUGAAACAUACGGGUCACAGGGCUGGAUAACCUAUAUAAUGGACUCCAUACGCAGAUUUGUAGUGUCAUGCAUUCCUAGUUGGUUUUGGGGGCCUAUGGUAACUCUUGAAGAUUGCCUUGCUGCCUUUUUUGCUGCAGAUGAGCUAAAAGGAGACAACAUGUACAGCUGUGAAAGAUGUAAAAAGUUACGAAAUGGUGUUAAGUACUGCAAAGUACUAAAGCUUCCAGAGAUUUUAUGCAUUCACCUGAAACGCUUCCGACAUGAAGUCAUGUAUUCAUUUAAGAUCAGCAAUCAUGUAUCAUUUCCACUAGAAGGGCUCGACAUGCGUCCCUUUUUGGCCAAAGAUAGUCCAUCUCAAGUCAGCACCUACGAUCUGCUCUCUGUUAUCUGUCACCAUGGCACUGCCGGAAGUGGACAUUACAUAGCCUACUGCCAGAAUGUGAUCAAUGGCCAGUGGUAUGAGUUCGAUGAUCAGUAUGUCACUGAGGUUCAUGAGACUGUGGUGCAAAACGCAGAGGCCUAUGUGUUAUUUUAUAGGAAAAGUAGUGAGGAGUCAGUUAGAGAACGUCAGAAGGUGGUGGCUUUGGCCAAUAUGAAGGAGCCAAGUCUGCUGCAGUUCUACAUCUCCAGAGAGUGGCUCAACAAGUUCAACACUUUUGCUGAACCUGGCCCAAUCAGCAACCACACUUUCCUUUGCCACCAUGGAGGAAUUCCUCCUCAUAAAUACAACUAUAUAGAUGACUUGGUGGUUAUAGUCCCGCAGAAUGUCUGGGAAUAUCUCUAUAACAGUUUUGGUGGAGGCCCUGCUGUGAACCACUUGUAUAUGUGUGCCAUUUGUCAAGUGGAGAUAGAGGCCUUGGCUAAGCGCAGGAAAACUGAAAUAGACACUUUCAUUAAGCUGAACAAAGAGUUUCAAGCUGAGGAGGCUCCGACUGUGAUCUUGUGCAUCAGUAUGCAGUGGUUCAGAGAGUGGGAGAGCUUUGUGAAAGGCAAAGACAAUGAGCCACCAGGUCCCAUUGACAACAGUAAAAUUGGCAUCAUGAAGGGAGGACACAUACAGCUCAAGCAAGGGGCAGAUUAUGGUCAGAUAUCAGAGGAGACAUGGCAGUAUUUGUUGGGCAUUUAUGGAGGAGGUCCUGAGAUUGCUGUCAGACAGACAGUGGUCCCGCCAACUGACGCAGAGAGCCUGCACGGAGAGAGGAAGAUAGAAGCAGAGACAAGAGCACUCUGAGAUGAAGAGAGGUUGCCUGACUUGCGUUCCUCCCCUGUCCUGACAAGAAGCUGAGGAAUUUGCACCUUCCUGAAGCGGUUGGGUUGUGAGCACUUUGUAAAUGUAGCAACGCAUUGUAGAAAAUUAUUUAAUAUGAGUAACAUUAUUUAUUCGACAGCACACAUUCGCACAGUUGACACUUACUAAAGUUGUUUUAGAAUGGCUGUUUAGACUAGCAGUACAUGAGGCUGCAGAAGACCUUAGCCUUAGCAUUAUUAUAUAGAUAUGAUCUGUGGAGUAAUACAGAAUUUAACACAGUUAUGCACCUCAAAAUCAAAGUGCAUAUGACAUGUUAGUCUACUCAUUAUAUUUCAGAUUUUACUAAAAGUCUUGCCUGUUGUUUCUUUUUUUUCUUUUUUGGGGGGGUGAAGUUUAUACCUUUACUUUUUGGUUUGACACGGGCAGCAGAUAUCACAUACAUUGGUUGAAGUAAUUCCAUAAUUGUUAUUAAAAUGCAUAAUAGUUUUGUUAAACUGUUUCAUGUGUAUAACUUGUUCCUGCAUUUUGGAAGGCAAGUUAUUGGCAUAGGUAGAGGUAAUUCUAUUUUAGAACUUUUAUUCUUAACUUUUGUUCACAAACUGCCACAAAAAUAUAAAAAAUAUUUACCACAGAUACUAUCUCCAAACCACAUAAUAAUUAGAAAAGUACAGAAACCUGUCAUAUGCACUUUAAAGCGUUUCCAAACCCUCAGGAAUGCUUUAGUCAGAAAGGGUUAGCUUAAGAAAUGUUUUGAAAAUAGAUAUUUGUUUUCAUACAAGGUUAAAUAUGCAUGCCACUCCUUUGUUGAGAAGAAAUCAUUUUAAUUGAAAUUCUAGCUCUGUGGGUGCAUAAACUAAGACAUUUAUGUAUUGUAUAUACUGUCUGUUUACAAACCCAUCUGGGGGAGGUGGGUAAGGCAUAUGUACCUGGUGCUAUAUUGGUUUAAUGCUUUUGGGAGAAGUAUCAGUGUAACUGAAGCUUAAGAAUUCUUAGACUUUAAUGUUUAAGUCAAUUUUCAAUUGCUAUUGAUUUUAUAGUAACACAAAAAACAUGAAUUAAUCUGUUUUUUGGUAUUUUACCAAAACUGAAGACAAACAUUUUAUUUUAUGUAUUCAUGAAUUAAUCAUUGGAUUUAUAUAGCCUCUGUGUUGUUAAGCUACUAUUGUAGCCACAGCUGUUCUGUGACAGACUGACAGAAGCGAGGCUGCCAAUGUACGCCAUCGGUCCCUCUGACCACCAAUGCACUCACAUACGCUACUUUCAUACUAGUCUAUGUGGGUGACGUGUCUUGUAGAAGAACACAGCAACAGUUAUUGCCGCUGGCGCCCCACAGUGGCACCUGGUAUUCCCAGCGGUCUCUCAUCCAAGUACUAACCAGGUCCAGCUCUGCUUCGCUUUUGAGAUCUGACGAGAUCGGGCUUUGAUCAGCCGGUAUGGCCACAAAGUAUUCAAAUCUGUGCAUAGACAAUAGACAUCUCGGACGCAAUUAUGGCUCCCAGUCCAUCUACCGGUUCUUUAAAAUGCAGUCUUUGUAAAUAUGUCGCAUCUAAGCCUUGCAAAGCAUUUUACUGCUUAUCUGGACACGCAUUGAAACAUGUUACAUUAAAGUAGGUUUUUGCACAGUGCCUUCACUGUAUUGCUUCAGCUGGAAAAGCUUCUACAUGUCUUAAACUUUCACUCACCUCUUAGUUUGUGGGUUUUGAGUUGAUUUCAAAUCUAUUAAUUUAUUUUAAUUUAAUUAUUUAGUUAUAUUUUAAACUUGAAUCAAUUCCGAAGCACCAUAUUUAACAGUAUUUUGUAAAUUAGUGAAAAAAAUCAUCCUACCUGUCGAUGGAUCUUGUCAUUGCCUUUUAUUGUAAUUAUGUCACAGCUUAAUAUGAGAAUGAGAAAAGAAUGAGAACUUAACGCUUCACAUAUUCUCUUAUGUUCCAAAAUAUGACCCAGAACGACUGCUGUGUGUGUGACUGUGACCACUUCUCAUAAUGAUCAAUGGAAUGACCUUGUUCUGACAUGUAAAUAUACAGAAUACUAAUACUCAUACUGUGGUGGUUGUUUUGAGUUGCUUCUGUGGGGGUAAGUGCAAUAAAAAGAGAAAGUCAUGUAUCUUUUAUGUGAAGAAAAUGUGCAAUGCAGCAGUUUAAGACUGUAUAGUGGUAAUGUUGCAACACUUUCAGCUAUAGUCUGUGUUGGCUUGUGGUACAGUGAGUACUGUAGCUGUGUGUGUGUGAGGAUUUCAUUUCACAGGUGGGCUCUACAUUUUCAGG
Periophthalmus magnuspinnatus is the source of this 5312-nucleotide messenger RNA. RefSeq names its product ubiquitin specific peptidase 20 (gene usp20). Gene Ontology annotation, molecular function: zinc ion binding; cysteine-type deubiquitinase activity. The transcript has 25 exons. Lineage: Eukaryota; Metazoa; Chordata; Actinopteri; Gobiiformes; Gobiidae. The record is from RefSeq and is a predicted model, not a curated record. Gene Ontology annotation, biological process: protein deubiquitination. Bases 211 to 3030 code for a protein of 939 amino acids.